UCAGUAUAGCUGUACGCUUCGUAGAACAGAAAGGUUUCGGAUUCGGUUCCAGGUAUAGCAAAUAAAAACUCAUAACUUUUACAAUUAUCAAUCGAUAAAAUUGUUACUAUCGUUUUUUAAUCGGAAUGGUGCCUCGAAAAUUAUGAAUAAUUGUUUUACUCGCACUGAACGAUUACUAAAGUUAACAAUUUUUCAGACUACAAAUACUAGUGAAGUGUUGUUCGUUUAUACGCCGAAUUAAAGUGUGUGAGAUGAAAAAUGAGAAUCACACAUUGAGAGUGUUGGACUUGUCGCAGGUUUGAAAGGAAAUUGUCUUCGAUUGGAAUGUAGCUUUUAAUGGAUGUUUGAGAAAGUGAGACAUCCGGAAUGGAAGAUUCUAACAAGGAACCAACCGGUGAUCCACCGGUUCAGUCAAAGUGAGAACUUCAAGCUCUUGGUAAUCCGUCACCGUCCUUCCCAUGAAAACAGACGCUACACUGUCUCGAAACAACGAAUGCGUAACGCGGUAAAAUAGUAACGUAACUAGUAAGACAAGGAAAACUGAUCGAAAUGUUGAAUACCUAGUGUUCAGUCGCUGUAGUUUAGAGACUGACUAUCACUCAAAUGGACUCGUCGCAGGGCAAUCUAGCGCCCGGCCAAGAGAUACGAGUCGUCAGCGCGUCGGUGGUAGCGCAACUGCAGGCCCAAGGAUUACAGGGAAAUGAGCUCAAUGCGGCUAUCAUGGCUGCAUCGCAGCCGCAAAAUGCAAGCCAGCAAGCUAUGCAGCAACAGCAGAUUCAACAACACCAGCAACAGCAGCAACAACAGCAACAGCAACAACAACAGCAGCAGCAACAACAGCAGCAGCAGCAACAUCAGCAAGCUCAGGCGGCACAACAACAACAGCAGCAGCAGCAACAGCAACAACAACAACAGCAACAGCAGAACCAGCAGCAAUUACACCUUCAGCAGGUGCAACAGCUGGCCCAGGUUCCGCAACAGCAACCGCAGGUGAUCACGCUGCAGCAGUUGCAGAACUUUUUGCCCCAGCAUCAGCUGAAUACUAUCACCACCUCCGAUGGGACACCGGUGCAGGUGUCGACGUCAUCGGCCACCACAACUCCGGUAGGCACACCGGUCAAAACAUUCGUGACUUCGCCACCGCAGAUGCAGCAGCCGCAGAUUUUAAACCUGCAGGGAAUGCCGCAGCAGUUCUUACAGAGUGGACCAAUAAUCCAAAACCCGAACGGAUUGUUUCAAAUGAUACAACCAGUUCAAACGAUCAACGUUGACGGGCAGGAGACGUUGUUCGUUCCGGGUGGAAUCCAGGGAGGCCAGCUGGCAGGAGCGCAGGCCGUUCAGAUCAACGGUCAGCAGGCUUUCAUCACUCCGUCCGGGCAGUUGAUACGAGCUCCGAAUGGUGUCGUUCCGGCGAACUUUCUGCAGAACAUGACGCAGGCUGUGCAAUUACCUAACGCUGGUCAGGCUACGCUUACUAUCCCCGGAACUAAUAUAACAAUCCCUUUGGGUACGACUAGUACGGCAAAUGUUCUAGCGCAACAUCAACAGCAACAGCAGCAGCAGCAGCAGCAACAACAGCAACAGCAAGCUGUUGUAGCUGCUGCAACUCAGCAGCAUAAUCAAUCUCAAGCUCAGCAGCAACAGCAACAGCAAAAUCAACAGCAGCAACAAGUUCAGGCGCAGCAACAGCAGGUUCAACACCAGCAACAGCAGCAGCAACAACAGCAACAAACGCAACAAGUGCAAAUUCAGGCACAACAGCAAGCGGCUGUCGCUCAGCAGUUGCAACAGGUUCAGCCUACUACGAUAACGAUACCGGGUACCAACAUACAAGUACCCACAUCGGCUGUAACUCAGAACAUUUUGCCUAAUAACAUAACCACCAUUAAACUGGAAGGAGGUCAAAACGUUCAAGUUCGGCCGGCAAACGCAAUGCCACAGGUCGUCCAGUUCCCAAUGCAGCAGACAAUUCCCGUGCAGAUGCCGAUCUCUACCGGCAACGGUCAAACUGUGUAUCAAACCGUCCAUGUGCCAAUUCAAGCAUUCGGCUCGGCAUUAGUUCAGCCGCAGAUGCAAGUGAUACCGCAGAUUCCUCAGGUAGCUAACAUCAUCACACCGAGCGGUCAAAUCCAGCAAGUUCAGCUAACAUCGCUGAAUCCGUUAGCUGGAUUCCAGGCGGCUCCAACUCCCCAGAAUAUAAUUCUACAGCAACCACAAAACCUAGCACAACCUACCGCUGCAACCAAUGCGGCAAGUCCACUUGUAUCCUCACUCCCCGCUGGAAGUGUUCAGUCCAGUGCAACGCAGGAUAACAAUUCCCAGCAACCACCGCAACAGGCGCAACCUCAAGCGCAACCGCAGCCGAUUACAAUAGCAGGUCCUCAUGUCGGCCAGCAGAUCACGGUGAUCCCUUCGAACUCCCUCCCGCAGCUCCGGCAGAAUGCAGCCAACAUCAUACAAAUGCCGAACAUCCCCGGUCUCCAGGCCAUCCCGGUGCAAAACAUUCCGGGAAUCGGAAACGUACAGGUGAUCCCGACAAAUUUCAUGCAACCGGUUCAACCGCAAACAGCGGCGUCGCAGCCUCAGUUGAACCCGGUCAAUCAAGUAGGGCAAACUAUAUCCCUUCAGCAGGCAGCGGCGCAUCCAUUAUCAAGUAUAAAGCAGGAUCCAAGCGACCCCGGUAAGUGGUACAUCAAGCAGGAAGCGAUUCCUAUCCAACCGCAACCGGUCCCUGUGGCCUGCAGCGGGAGCAACGGUACCAGUGGCAGUGGCACCAGUGUGUCCUUUCCCGCCAUGCAAACGACGGCGACUGUGAGCAGCAAUAUUCUUUCAGUGGCGACUUCGCAACCGCAGGUUGUUAGUGCCACCGGCGGCAGCAGCAGCAACACACACGCCACCCAUCAUCACCAUCAAGUGAAGGGCGAAAUCGUCAACCCAACCACGCAAACCUCGGUGAAUGUGAACAUCAGCGUAGGAGACGGUGGCGAUCAGACUCCGAAGCAACGUGUCCGCAGGGUAGCCUGCACGUGCCCAAACUGUGAAACCAAGGGCGAAGGACCACCGGAUCGGAAGAAGCAGCACAUUUGUCACGUGAGCGGGUGCAACAAGGUGUACGGGAAAACGUCACAUCUGCGAGCACAUCUACGGUGGCAUACGGGUGAGCGGCCCUUCGUGUGCUCCUGGAUGUACUGCGGUAAACGGUUCACUCGUUCCGAUGAGCUGCAGCGACACAGGCGUACCCACACCGGCGAGAAGCGGUUCCAGUGUCCCGAGUGCAACAAGAAGUUCAUGCGCAGUGACCACCUGUCCAAGCACAUCCGAACGCACAAUAAACUGAAGAAGGAUCACGUCCGCUAUCUGCUCGAGUUGGGCGAUUCGGUGAAAUCGGGUGGGCUCAGUGAUGAGGGCGAAGACGACUUUUAUUUGGCUGACGAGGAUUUGAAAGAUGACGACGAUGAUGAUGACACGUUGGAUAAUCCUUCGACUCCUGUCAAACCGAAGCUGGAACCGGGCGUGUGCACUUCUGCCGCUUCCGGUGGUACUUCCACUGCCGUAACCAUGACCGGUACCACUUCGGUUCCCACCAUGGGGUUGAUGGUAGCCGGUGGUCCGGCACCCGGCACCGUUCAACCGGUGGCUGUUACGAACGGUUCUAGUACUGGGAUUGUGUGGAUUACGUCUGCCCCUUUGAUCGGCCUCCAACAUCCAACGGCAGCUCCGCAGCCUGCAACUUCGGUGCCGCCACCACCACCUCCUCUGUACAGCAUUAAACAGCUCAACAACACGCAGGAAGUCGCCAACUCUGCACAAUCGGCCUCCUCGGACAGCAACGACAGCUCGGACGAAAAGAUGAUGAUUACCCUCGGCAACGACGACCAGGAUCAAUCGAUCGAGUCCAACUAGCAUAUCGAAACGCUGUCCAUACAUCAAUUUGCAUCUUUCGAUAGCUGUAGAUUACCGUUUGGGCAGUUUCAGACGAACUUUUAAGGCUUUGAUUUCCCGGUACAAAAUCGGUGGGAAUGAUGUUUGUUUACUCACCCCUUACCACGUGACUUGUAUACUAGGUUAGUAGUAAAUUAUUUUUUCUCUAACAAUAGCCCUUCUUCAAUGUCUUCGUUUUGAACCAUAAACGGACAUUCAGUUUACUCAUUGAAUCAAUACAAAAAGGUAAUCUCUUUAAAAUUUGAAAAAUUUAAUACUAUGCUUUGUCUCACCGAUUUUGCACACAUAAAUUCGUUGUAAAAAAAACAAUUUGAUUUACCUAUAGGAAAAUCAAGUUAGAAUCAAUCUAGGCAUAUUUCGGUAUCAAGAAACUAUCCUUUAUAAAAAAAACCGAAAAAUGGUCUGACUGCGAGGAAUCACUACUGUUCUUGAUGGAACCCCGAAUAAAGAAGGACGGAUAUUAUUUUCACUACUUUACUACGAAUAAUCAUCCAACUCAGCGCAGAAAUCUAAAAUUAGCCUGUAAAUGUGGCGAAAUAGUUUUUGAAUCCGUAGUCUAAAUGUUGGCCUCCCCUCUUUGUAAAAAUAAAACUCGAUUUCAGAAAAAAAACUAGCCCUUCUUGAUGUUCGUAUAUACAUAAAGACUUAUUCGUAUAUUUAUAAAUAUAUUUAGACUUAUACUUUGGAUAAUUUUAGGUGUUUCCCCUCCUAGCCUAAGUUAGGGUAAAUAUGUUUACGCACUAAUUCUACACAUUGGUUUAACUUAUUUAGUCGAAUAAAUUGUUGGUUUUACUUACUUGUUCUUUGCUCUUGCUUCGGUGAAUCAAAUCAAAAGAUUUUUAGAUGAAACAGGAAAUAUUACGUACCUUGACGAUAUGCUGAUAAACUGAUUUUAGAUGUGUCUCUCCACACGAACUCUGUCGAUAUGGAAUUAUUUUAAUGACUGUAACAUAUUUUACUGUAUUUGCGUCUGUACCGUGAAUAGAUCGAAAACAAUAAUAAAUUUAAAACACCAUUUUA
Wyeomyia smithii (pitcher-plant mosquito) is the source of this 4962-nucleotide messenger RNA. RefSeq names its product transcription factor Sp4 (gene Spps). The coding region runs from base 604 to 3903 and encodes 1099 amino acids. Gene Ontology annotation, biological process: regulation of transcription by RNA polymerase II. The record is from RefSeq and is a predicted model, not a curated record. Lineage: Eukaryota; Metazoa; Arthropoda; Insecta; Diptera; Culicidae. The transcript is spliced from 9 exons. Gene Ontology annotation, molecular function: DNA-binding transcription factor activity, RNA polymerase II-specific; RNA polymerase II cis-regulatory region sequence-specific DNA binding.